This is a messenger RNA of Dentiscutata heterogama, 264 nucleotides long. The record is from the annotation of a GenBank genome assembly. Lineage: Eukaryota; Fungi; Glomeromycota; Glomeromycetes; Diversisporales; Gigasporaceae.
CCACAAACUUCAGGUGGUCAGUUGUCACAGGCUCAGCCCUCCUAUGCUCUUGGCUUAAGCCCCUACAAUCAGUAUGGUGGAAUUCCAAAUAUGACUUUAGGAACAAGUGGUAUUGCAUCACAAUAUAUGUCAUCUGCUGGAUAUCCACAAUAUGGUCAGCAGCACUUAAAUCAAUACGCACAAAAUAAUUACAUGCAACAAUAUUGGGGUCCCGGCGGAAAUAAAGUCCCUCAAUAUUCGAACCAAUCGCCUGAAAAGAAAUAA